UAUGUCAGGAAAAUUACACUCUUCUUUUCUUCGCUCCGUUUCCAGUCCCUGAAGCUCUUGAGGUUUCUCCUCCGGAAUUUUGGAACGAGGGUCUUUUCCUUUCUUUGGAAUUUUUUAUCGAAGUUGUAGUUUCUCGUUGAGUGAGGCUCCAAGGGCGUGAUCGCAUCUGCUGAGUUACGUGUCUGGACGUUUUGGGUCGCAGCAACUUUUUUGUUAGGAAUUUGUUUAAGAUCUCUGACUAUGGAGGCACAGCAUCUUUCUGUUGAUUCAGAGUUGGUUACUAGUAAGAAAUUGGUGAAUAAACUGGGAACUUCUUUUGAUGGGGUACGCAUUCAAAAUGCUCAUGAAUUUGAAAGCUCUUCUGAUGGGGUUGAUCAUAGUGAUGAUGAGGAUGCUGAUGAGCUCAAGGAAUGUACAAAAUCUCAUCAAAAGAUGCUGGACAAUGCAGUCCGGCCUUCUCCAAGCAAGCUUAUGUCUCCACAUAUAUCUUCUGAUGAAGAGGAUGAAGAAGAGCAACCAAACUUAGAAUUGCAGGAACUCUUUUAUGAAGAUAUUGUGGAUAAUCCGACCCCUGGAUGCUCAGUAUUCUCGCCUGCUCCUCUAGAGCUAAUAUCUGCCUUUAAAGGUAGCCAUGAGAAACAAGGGGGAGCUCCAAGGAAGCUCACAGUGACAUGGGCUCCUGAUGUUUAUGAUCCGCCUCCGACACAACUAUUAGAUAUAAUUACCAGAGGGACAAAGCAGAAAAAGCUUCCCAAGAAAGAAAAGAUAGGUGGAAAGGAAGGCCAGAAGGGCAAAGAAACCACACGAGGAGGUGGUGGAGGUAGAGACUCCUCACGAGGGGGUGGUGGCAGUAAGGAUAAGAAAAAGAAACAGAAUCAUAGAACCGGGAAAUCUGGUAAGUCAUGUAGUUUUGUGGAUGACGAUGGAUCAGAUAACCAUUCGUACUGAUGAUGUCAAAUUUUUCAUGAAGCUGAGAUGAGAGUAUGGUUAUAUAGGGAUCUUCACCAUCUUUUCGAUUAGUAAGGAGGUUGAGGAACAGGAAGAUAUAUCUCAUAGUUGAAUUUUUUGGGGCAUAAUUUCAUGAACUUUUAGUUUGAUAUGCUGGGAAAUAUUUUCCUGAUUGGACAGGCUCUAGUUGAGUAAAUAUUAUAGUUCUUCAAAAUUUAGCCGAGCCCCUCCUGUCCUGGGGAGCUGCUCUUGUACAUAUUUUUGCUUCUCUGCACUUUCUUGGUGCCGGCUAAUGAAAAUAUGAAGGAAAGUACUUCUUGGUGUUGCAGUUCUCAUGUCUAUUAUAAGGAUUAUGCGAUUCAAGUUGA
Messenger RNA from Eucalyptus grandis, 1316 nucleotides. RefSeq lists its product as uncharacterized. NCBI's taxonomy places the organism in Eukaryota, Viridiplantae, Streptophyta, Magnoliopsida, Myrtales, Myrtaceae. The transcript has 3 exons. The record is from RefSeq and is a predicted model, not a curated record. The coding region runs from base 241 to 948 and encodes 235 amino acids.